Messenger RNA from Miscanthus lutarioriparius, 924 nucleotides. Lineage: Eukaryota; Viridiplantae; Streptophyta; Magnoliopsida; Poales; Poaceae. The record is from the annotation of a GenBank genome assembly.
AUGACUAAAGCCCAGAUAAGUGCUUUCUAUGCUUUCAUAAAGAAUGUCAAAUUCCCAGAUGGAUAUGCCUCCAACUUAGCAAGGUGUGUUAGUGUUGAUGAAUGCAAAUUACAAGCAUUGAAAACUCACGAUUGUCAUAUCCUUCUACAAAGGAUAUUACCAGCCGGUCUCCGAGGAAUCAUGCAUAAGGAAAUAUAUGAAGCAAUUGCUGAAUUAGGUAACUUUUUCAAGCAAAUUUGUGCGAAGAAAUUGAAGUUAGAUGUCUUGAACAGGAUGAGAGGUGAAAUCCCAAUAAUAUUGUGCAAGCUUGAGAAAAUUUUCCCGCCUGCCUUUUUUGAUGUGAUGGUGCACUUGUCCAUUCAUUUAAUCGAUGAUGCUAUCCUAAGAGGUCCAGUUCAAUACGGAUGGAUGUACCCUGUAGAACGUAGGUUGUUGACCUUGAAACAUUUUGUGAGGAACAUGGCAAGGCCUGAGGGCUCCAUUGCAGAGGCAUAUGUCGCAAAUGAGUGCUUGAAUGCUUGCUCAAGGUAUUUUGAUGAUGUUGACACUAGGCACAAUCGUGAGGGCAGGAACAUAGAGCGUGUUCCUAUGAGUACAUGUGGUUUAUCUAUUUUCCAGCAUGGAGCAAAUCUGUUGGGGGCACCGAGGCUUACAUAUGAUGAGAAGGAUUAUGACAGGAUGGUUUGGAUUUACAGGAAUGAGUUAGAGACUGCUGGCAAUCGUGAUGUUGGGGGGAACCUUGCUAAGGAAUUUCCAGGAUGGUUUAGGAAACAUCUUGCUACCCGAAGGCAACGGGAAUUGGAAGUUGAAGACGACCAUGAAAUGUACAAUGAUGUUGAUGAUACCUUAGGGCAGUAUGAUAGUGAAAAUGAAGGUACAAUUAUGAUCCCUGAUGAUGAUGGUGAGUAUAGUGAUGUCGAGUAA